Messenger RNA from Aaosphaeria arxii CBS 175.79, 1444 nucleotides. Its product is annotated as DNase I-like protein. The transcript is spliced from 2 exons. The record is from RefSeq and is a predicted model, not a curated record. Gene Ontology annotation, molecular function: DNA-(apurinic or apyrimidinic site) endonuclease activity; double-stranded DNA 3'-5' DNA exonuclease activity; phosphoric diester hydrolase activity. NCBI's taxonomy places the organism in Eukaryota, Fungi, Ascomycota, Dothideomycetes, Pleosporales. Bases 6 to 1235 code for a protein of 409 amino acids. Gene Ontology annotation, cellular component: nucleus. Gene Ontology annotation, biological process: base-excision repair.
ACUGAAUGGAACAAAUGAUUCGUGAUAUAAGUCCACCACCAACAAAGAGACGGAAGACUACGCGCAACGUCGUGCAUGCUGUAGCGGCGCAAUCGUUCCCCCAGGCAUUACCAACUGCUUCCCCGGACGUUAUCCGGAUCUAUUCUUGGAAUAUUAAUGGCAUCGACCCAUUCCUUCAACAACCCAUAACUAACUUUUUCUCGAAGGCAAAACACCUAAACCUUGAAAACAAUGGAGCACCUCAGACUGGAGCAUCACUUCGUCUGUUUCUUCAGCGCCACCUCUGGCCGGAACUGCUCUUCCUUCAAGAAGUCAAAAUUGCAAGCAGAGAUGAGAAGACACAGAAUGCCGUGCGUAGUGCCGUGAACACGCCAACUUCGGCUGAAGAUCGAUCAGUGUCCGGAAAAGGACCGAGCUAUGAAGUUCAUUUUGUCCUGCCAACCGACAAGCAGAACGCCCGAGGCUUAGGGGGCAGCGGAAAAGUGUACGGCGUCUGCAGUAUCAUCCGCACUGAUCUCGUGGUUACGCAUAAUGUCGCCGUAGCAGCGGAAACAAUCAAUUGGGACAACGAGGGCCGGGUGUCUUGCAUUAAGCUCCAGCCAUCGUCGAAGUCGGAAAGAGGGCUUGCGAUCUUUAACAUCUACGCUGUGAAUGGAACUGAGAACCCGUAUCGGGACCCUAAAUCUGGAACCAUCAUAGGCACGCGACAUGAUCGCAAACUUGAGUUCCACAGGCUAUUGAUGGAGGAAAGUCUGAGGCUAGAGCGUGAAGGGUAUAAUAUCGUCAUGGCGGGCGACUUCAAUGUUGCUCCCGAUGCCCGAGACGGGUAUCCGAAGUUGAGGACUUGGCCGCAACAGCACUGCGUCAACCGGGCAGAUUUUCUGGCAAAGUACUUGAGAAGACCACGGGAGGAGGUAGAAGAUGUUGAUAGCAGUAUUCAUUCGUCCUGGCAAGGAGUUGAUGUCUGGCGAGAGGCUCAUAUGGACGAGCGGCGAUAUACAUAUUAUCCUCGAACAAGAAGCUGGGGCACCACUUGUGACAGAGUCGAUUACAUUCUGACAAGCAAGACAUUAUGGGAUUGCGGGAAAGUUCUUGUGUCGGGAAUUUUGGACUCAGAAGCUGAACGAGGACCAAGCGACCAUGUGCCUGUCUACGCAUCGAUCAAUAUCAGCACGAACCACGCAACAUCUUCAAAUACCUGCAACACCGAUACAAAUACUAUGCGAGGACAAUAAGCUGAAAUCGUCCGACGCAGUCUUGCAGGAAAGUAGAUAUGUGGAUAUAUAUUUUAUACCCCAUUUAACGGCCCAUUGUAAGUUUAAUUGCAAGCUCGUCUCGAGGGUAUGUCCUAAACUUGAAGGGAUCAUACCAAAUCAGGAAAUCGGCGAUUUAUUCGGGGCGGGACGUUUGGAGUUGCACCCAUUCAGAUCCAUGUACCCCACUU